Messenger RNA from Mus musculus (house mouse), 4365 nucleotides. It is a transcript of the gene Tpx2, whose product is annotated as TPX2, microtubule-associated. Gene Ontology annotation, biological process: negative regulation of microtubule depolymerization; mitotic spindle assembly; regulation of mitotic spindle organization. The transcript has 18 exons. Lineage: Eukaryota; Metazoa; Chordata; Mammalia; Rodentia; Muridae. Gene Ontology annotation, cellular component: nucleus; intercellular bridge; nucleoplasm. Gene Ontology annotation, molecular function: importin-alpha family protein binding; protein kinase binding; protein serine/threonine kinase activator activity. The record is from RefSeq and is marked validated. Bases 498 to 2735 code for a protein of 745 amino acids.
UUUGUUGGCUUCCGGCUCUCUGAUUGGUGCGUUCGACCGGGUGUCUGAGUUCAAAUUUUCAACCGUACCAGUUGAGUCCUGACGCGGUCGUGAGUCGCUGGACUCGUAGGGUUGGUGCAAGCUGAAACCGGGAAAGUAGCGUGAAGGUGAGGGGAGGCAGCGGUGCGCCGGAGGCCGUUUUUCCAGGGUUCUGAGAGGGCAGGGGAGUCCCCCGGGCGGGUCCGGACAGCCUAGACAGCGCGCGGGCUUUGGACGCCGGUGACAGGACUUCGGGGCGUUGGUAUUUCUGGGAACCCCGGAGCAGAGGCUGCUCCAGGCUGUCAGCCACUAGACGGUUCUUCAUGAGAAGUGUCUGCCAGACUGCAAGAAUUCAAGAGACUUGAGAACUUGAUUGUGGCUUUGAGCGAGGUUGUCAGGUGUGUAUACAUGAAGACAGUCUAUUGAGGAGAGUAUUAGAAUCCUGGAAAAAGCUUGUUUUUCUGCACUAAGUUGGGGCAAUGUCACAAGUCCCUACUACUUACUCUUUCGAUGCCCCCACCGACUUUAUCAAUUUUUCAUCUUUGGAUGCUGAAGAGGAUACUGAAAAUAUAGACUCAUGGUUUGAUGAGAAGGCCAACUUGGAGAACAAGUUUCUUCGACAGAGGGGAAUAGGCGAGCCUUUUCAGGGGAAGAAUUCCUUGAGAAAAGCCAAACUUCAACAGGGCUUCGUCACACCGUUGAAGGCAGUUGACAACACUUACCACAAAGAGACAGAAAAGGAAAAUCUUCAGAAACAGUCUAUCCCAUCAAAUGAUUGUUCUUCCCUGGAUGCUAAGAGAGCUGUAUCAGGAAAUACUCCUGUCCAGCCUCAGAGAAGAUCUAUUAGACUCUCUGCUCAGAAGGAUUUGGAGCAGAAAGAGAAAAACCAUGUUGCCUCUGUUGAAAUGAAAGCCAAGAGAUGUGUUGCUCCGGCCACUGAUUGUCCCCCCCAGAAAAGAAUGAAAGUUUCUCAUAAAAAGAAACUGGAGGAAGAGGAGGAAGGCAGUGCUCCAGCUACUUCAAGAAAGAAUGAAAGAGAAACCCUGGAGAAAGCCAAGGGCAAGCACACUGUGCCAGGUGUGCCACCUGCAAGGGAGAAGGUUCUAAAGAGUACUGAGGAGCAGGAGAUAGAGAAAAGGCUGCGGAUGCAGCAGGAGGUGGUGGAGCUGCGCAGGAAAAACGAAGAGUUCAAGAAGCUCGCGCUCGCAGGGCCAGGGCAACCUGUGAAGAAGUCCACGAGCCAGGUUACCAAGACAGUUGACUUUCACUUCCUCACAGAUGAGCGAAUCAAGCAACAUCCCAAGAACCAGGAAGAGUAUAAGGAAGUGAACUUCAUGUCUGAACUUCGGAAGCAUUCUUCCACGCCUGCCCGAGGAACCAGAGGAUGCACUAUCAUUAAGCCUUUCAACCUGUCCAAAGGGAAGAAAAGAACAUUUGAUGAAGCAGCUUCUACGUAUGUGCCCAUUGCACAGCAGGUUGAAGCCUUCCACAAACGAACCCCCAAUAGAUACCAUCUGAGGAACAAGAAGGACGAGAGCUUGUUACCCUCCAAAUCUGUGAACAAGAUUGCACGAGACCCCCAGACCCCCAUACUGCAGACCAAAUAUCGUACAAGGGCUGUGACUUGCAAAAGUACUGCAGAGCAGGAGGCCGAGGAGCUUGAGAAACUGCAACAAUACAAAUUCAAAGCACGGGAACUUGAUCCUAGAAUUUUUGAAAGUGGCCCCAUCUUGCCCAAGAGAGCACCUGUUAAACCUCCUACUCAGCCUGUUGGUUUUGAUUUGGAAAUUGAGAAACGAAUUCAUGAGCGAGAGUCAAAGAAAAAAACAGAAGAUGAACAAUUUGAAUUUCAUUCUAGACCUUGUCCUACUAAGAUCUUGGAAGAUGUCGUGGGUGUUCCUGAAAAGAAGGUAAUUCCAGCUACUGUCCCGAAGUCGCCAGUUUUUGCAUUGAAGAACAGGAUCCGAGUGCCCAUCAAAGAUGAGGAAGAGGAGAAACCAGUAGUGAUAAAAGCUCAACCUGUGCCACAUUAUGGGGUGCCUUAUAAGCCCCACAUCGCAGAGGCAAGAAAUGUGGAGGUGUGCCCGUUCUCCUUUGAUACCCGGGACAAAGAACGCCAGUUGCAGAAGGAGAAAAAAAUAAAAGAGAUGCAGAAAGGGGAGGUGCCCAAGUUCAAGGCACUUCCUGUGCCCCAUUUUGACACCAUUAACCUGCCAGAGAAAAAGGUAAAGAACGUGACUCAAGCUGAGCCUUUCUCCCUGGAGACAGACAAGAGAGGCGCCUACAAGGCUGAGAUGUGGAAGCACCAGCUGGAGGAAGAGCAGAAGCAGCAGAAGGACGCCGCUUGCUUCAAGGCUCGUCCAAACACCGUCAUCUUCCAAGAGCCCUUCGUUCCCAAGAAGGAGAAAAAAUCACUGGCUGAGAACCCUUCUGGUUCUCUAGUUCAGGAACCUUUUCAGCUGGCCACCGAGAGGAGAGCCAAAGAGCGGCAGGAGCUGGAGAAGAAAAUGGCUGAAGUAGAGGCCUGGAAACUGCAGCAGUUGGAGGAAGUCAGGCAGCAGGAAGAGGAGCAGCAGAAGGAGGAGUUAGCCAGGCUCCGGAAAGAACUGGUGCACAAGGCAAAUCCAAUACGGAAGUACGCAGCAGUGGAGGUGAAAUCUAGCGAGCUGCCUCUGACUGUGCCGGUGUCUCCUAAGUUCUCCACUCGGUUCCAGUAGAAGCUGCAUCUAUAUCACAAGCAUGGAGCACGCGUCUUCAGACUCACCCGCCAUGUGUGGAAACACACCUGAUAACUAAUGGAUGCCGGGUGUUUUGAAGAUGACUCUACACAGCAACUUUGAAGCUAAUGAGCCUCCACUCAUUUAGACUUUAACCAGACUUCUUGUAGUUAUUUCCUUCAGACAUUAGCCGGCCCUUUCCUGUUGGUCUUAACGCUGGCUAGGAUUUCAAGAAUUCGUUUUGGCAUAGUCUACUUUUCACCUAAUCCCCCCUUAUUACCCCUUAUAUAUGUAUUUUAAGCAUAAAAUAAAGGCAGUCAAUUCCUGGGUUGUGGUUUCAGUCACAGUGUAAGUGAGAAGCAGCCAGUCUAUUGGAUUCCUUCUCUGUUCAAAAUGCGUUUAUAAAGGAACCCUGUGCUGCGAGGUAGGAAGGGAACCUCUGUAAUGGCUCCAAGGAAGACUGCGCAGACUCCGGAAGACCUUACAGAGCUGCUGUUGUAGCAUGUUCUUUAUUGUUGGUGCUGACAAUGGGAUGCCACAGCCUAUAGUUUCCAACCUCACUUGGAUAACUUUUUUUUUAAGGUCACAAGAAUUUAUUUAAGCUCACUGUUUUCUGGAAUCCAGUCCAUCCUGGAGGGGGUGGUGAGAUGAUACUGUUCAGACUGUGUGACAGAUUGGCACCUUCAAAGACCUCUCUCCCUGUUGGCUUACAUACUCCAGUUGAGCCUUGCAGGCAAAAGUCCUACAACUUCCCAAGGCAGUGCCAGGCUAUGGACCAAGAAACACUAGCCUAUGGUGGGCAUUUUAUACCUACGUGAUAGCAUUCCACCUGUGGGUGCUAUAGGCUCACGGUUAUUGCCCAGUGCAAAGGCAUGUAUUUCAACUUAAGAAGAAUCUGUAAUGUAAUUUUCUUUCUGAGAUUUCUUGAUUUUAUAUAUUUGGUUUUUAGAGGCGAGGUUUCUAUGUAGCUCUUGUUGUCCUAGAACGUGAUUUGUAGACCAGAGUUGACCUUGAAUGAAUUUUUUUUUUUUACCUGCAUGUAUGCAUGUGGAAUUCUUACCUACCCUGUGCCAGUGGAUGUCUGUGGAGUGUGUCAGAUGCCCUGGGAUUGGAGUUACAGAUGGUUGUAUUGGGAAACCCUGCUCAUAAUGUCAGCUUUUGACAUUACCAGAAAGCCUAGACUGAGGUCGGUGCAAAAUGGUGGAUUCCUUUCGUCAGCAAGGUUUCCUUUUCUCUACCUGAGGGAUCCCGGACCACACACCUGUGGAAUAUCACAUAGCCUUGGUUAGAUUUCAGGUCCGACUUCUUUUCUACUUACACGAACCCGUUGGAGUAGCACCGGAGACUGCUGGAUGUCGGAGUGCCUCUGUGUGUGUGAUGGUUUGUAUAUUCUUGGACCAGGGAGAGGCACCAUUUGGAGGUGUGGCCUUGUUUGAAUAGGUGUGGCCUGGUUGGAGUAGGUGUGUCACUGUAGGUUGACUUCCUAGUUGCCUGGAAGUCAGUCUUCCACUAGUAGCCUUUGGAUGAAGAUGUAGAACUCUCAGCUCUGCCUGGAUACUGCCCUGUUCCCACCUUGAUAAUGGACUGAACCUCUGAGCCUGUAAGCCAGCCCCAAUUAAAUGUUGUUUAU